Messenger RNA from Parathielavia appendiculata, 1146 nucleotides. RefSeq lists its product as uncharacterized. The transcript has a single exon. NCBI's taxonomy places the organism in Eukaryota, Fungi, Ascomycota, Sordariomycetes, Sordariales, Chaetomiaceae. The record is from RefSeq and is a predicted model, not a curated record. The coding region runs from base 250 to 843 and encodes 197 amino acids.
CCCGCAUGGUCACCCUAAUACCCGUGCCAUUGGAGUGCCUGACACUCAUAGCAUCCUGGGCCUUUCGGCUUAGCGCCUCCAGGCGGAAUAAAUAUCCAUCCGUCUACCCAGCCCACUUUGACUGAUUUCAACAUCACCACUUUCUGCCCUGCUUCCCGCCUGCGCAUGCAACAGACCAAGCAUACUUAACCAACCCCUCGUCGCAACGUCUGCUUCUCUCCUCCGCACACAAGGAAAUGACCAUCAAUGAUGGAGGUUUUUCAUUUACUUCCAAAUGAAGUACUGGAAAAUAUUGUCCUUUUUCUACCGGAAGACCAUCUCUCAUCCCUCGCCGGGACAUCACUGCUGUUUCUUUCGAUAGUCCGCCGACGGCGAUUCCGUUGGAUUCUCCUCACUGGGUCUACAAGCCGUCUCCUUGGUAUUCUGCAAGCAAAUCAUCAUUGCACGGCCCCGAACCAUGCUGCAGCACUCUGUUGUACAGGUCCGCGCGAUUACGUCCGAGAAAUUGAAGUUAGCAGCAUACUCGAGCCGGAUCUCCCUCGGAUCAAAGGUGUACUCUCCCGGGUCCCCAAACUGCGGCGUCUGGAGUGGAGAGGUCCAUUUCUUUGCGAAGACCUCCUCGAGUCAGUGGCCCGGUCGCCUAUCGAGGAUUUCCAGCUCUCUAUCGAUGAAAUUCCGAAAUCCCUACCCGACUGGAUGCGUGGUCGUUGCGCGUUCUACACAUCAAAGCCUCUUUCAGCAACAUGCAAAAAACCGUGGGAUCUAUCCUGCCGAUUCUCCGCCGGUGCGCCAGAACGAUGUGGCAGCUAUCUAUCCCAGUAUCGGAUGAGUGUCUGGAGGUAGUUGGGCAGAUAACUUCGCUCGACCACUUUCGGGUAACGACUCCUGCUUCUCCGGAGCUUUUACAGAAGUUCGUCGAAAUACUUCCGCGAAACCUCUCGUCCCUAGACAUCAAGUUCGUCGGAUCGAUAUCAAUGUCAUUGAUCGGGGCGAUUGCGAAACUACAGUCUCUCCAAACGAUUCAGUUCAGAGGCAAUGACUGGUCGGUUGACCACAACGUGAUUUCGGAGCUCUCCACCUUAAGAAGCUUAAGGACGCUUGGUGUCUAUGGAUUUUCGACUGGGAUAGAGUACUCGAAAAGGGGGG